GGCCCGCAAGGAUUUGAAACCGUUUGGCUCGGGCGGCGUCGGCGGCGGCGGCCGAGCGGAAAGCUUGCGUGUGGUGGCGCCAGGUUCUCAUUUUUUCCGAAUUUCCUUCCCCUGCCCUUCCCACCAGAUUCUCGAGUGGAAUUUUGCGCCAGUGGCCGCCGCCCCGCCCUUGCGGGCCCGUUCGGGGAGGGGCGUCGCCCUUAGGCCAUGGGCCCGUUCUGCGGGCCUGGGGGGCGCGCGCCCAGGGGGUCCCAGCGCUGUCCGCUGUGGUGUCCCCGAUAGGCAGAGCGCAGUCCAGGCCGGGACGGCUUGGGAAAGUUCUGAGUAAAGUUUGAUCAGCCGGUUUGAUCGGUCUGACAUGGUCAAGGAGUCUGACCCAAGGGUUUGCGACUGGGAGAGGAAAUCUGUGUCCUGGACAAGAUUGGAUUAUGGAAGUGGGAAGUGAAGAAGAAAAAUGGGAGAAGCUGGAUGCAGAAUUUGAUCACUUUGUGGUUGAUAUGAAGCCCUUUGUUCUAAAAUUACCCCAUAGGACAGAACGGCAGAGGUGUGCUCUUUGGAUUAGAAAGCUGUGUGAGCCUUCAGGAACAGGUGCAGGAACAAUGGGGAGGAAGAAUCGGAACCUGUAUGCAAAAUUGUUAUUGCAUAUGCUUAAACGAGGUGUGCUUGAAGGCCCUUUUACACACCGACCUGAACCCGGGACACUAAAAAUUCUACCUUCAUACAUGUCCAUCUAUUUUGAUGAACCAAAUCCAGCGCAAGCAAAAGGUUCAAGCCCAGAGGGAUUACCAGCCUGGGUACUGGGUGAGCUGGAGACAAGUGAACACAAAUUAAAUGAAUCAUGGAAACUUUCUUCCGGAGAAGAUAACACUUUGGUACAGUCGCCAACUGAUGUCUACAGCAGGGAACAGUACACUGGGAAGCUCCGAAUGAGGUCACAUUCUAUGAGUCCAACUCACAGAGAAGAUGGACAAAAUAUUACCCCAAAGAUUUGUGAAGUUUAUUCGAAAAAAUCUCCUGUUUCUUUGGAUGAUAGUGACAUUGAAGCUCGCCUUAAUAGUUGGAAUCUUGGGAUAGAAAAUCCUCGAUACCUGAGACAGAAGCCUAUCCCAGUUUCUCUGCAGAUGACACCGAAAUUCAGCCUGAGAAAAUCCAGCAGUUUCCAUGAUGAUCAUUUUCUCUCUCGAAUACGUGAGAAAGAGUUGGACAUGAAAACAAAAAUGAUGGAAGCUAAAUUUCAUGAAGAAAAGCUUAAGCUGCAACAGAAACAUGAUGCUGAUGUUCAGAAGAUUUUAGAAAGAAAGAAUAAUGAAAUAGAGGAACUGAAAACUUUAUACAGGAGUAAACAACACGAAACUGAAGAGACUAUUAGAAAGCUUGAAAAGAAAGUUCAGACACUGAUACGUGACUGUCAAGUUAUCAGAGAGACUAAAGAAGAUCAGAUUGCAGAGCUAAAAAAGAUAUGUGAACAAAGCACAGAAUCUCUAAAUAAUGACUGGGAAAAAAAGCUUCACAAUGCUGUAGCAGAAAUGGAACAGGAAAAGUUUGAUCUUCAAAAGCGACACACUGAAAACAUUCAAGAAUUGCUUGAGGAUACAAAUGUGCGUCUGAAUAAAAUGGAGAGUGAAUAUAUGGCGCAAACACAGUCCACAAACCACAUGAUCAAAGAACUGGAGGCCCGUGUCCAGCAGCUGACUGGAGAAGCAGAGAACAGUAAUUUACAGAGGCAGAAAUUAAUUCAAGAAAAAGCGGAACUUGAAAGAUGUUACCAGAUAACGUGUAGUGAAUUACAAGAAGUAAAAGCAAGGCGUAACACACUGCAUAAAGAGAAGGACCAUCUUGUAAAUGAUUAUGAGCAAAACAUGAAACUGUUACAAACCAAAUACGAUGCUGAUAUAAACCUUCUAAAGCAAGAACAUGCUCUUUCAGCUUCUAAGGCAUCUAGUAUGAUUGAAGAAUUAGAACAGAAUGUCUGUCAAUUAAAACAGCAGUUACAGGAAUCAGAACUUCAAAGAAAGCAACAACUAAGGGAUCAAGAAAAUAAGUUUCAAAUGGAGAAAAGUCAUUUAAAACACACCUAUGAAAAAAAGGCUCAUGACUUGCAGAGUGAACUUGAUAAAGGAAAAGAAGAUACUCAAAAGAAAAUUCAUAAAUUUGAGGAAGCUUUGAAGGAAAAAGAGGAGCAGCUUACUCGUGUGACUGAAGUUCAGAGGUUGCAGGCCCAGCAGGCAGAUGCCGCUCUGGAAGAGUUUAAGCGGCAGGUGGAACUGAACUCAGAGAAAGUCUAUGCUGAAAUGAAAGAGCAGAUGGAAAAAGUGGAGGCAGAUCUAACUAGAUCCAAAUCUCUUCGUGAGAAACAAUCAAAGGAGUUUUUAUGGCAACUGGAGGACAUCAGACAGCGGUAUGAACAACAGAUAGUAGAGCUGAAGCUGGAGCAUGAACAGGAGAAGACGCACCUAUUACAGCAGCAUAACGCAGAGAAGGAUAGCCUAGUCCGAGACCAUGAACGGGAAAUUGAAAACCUGGAAAAACAGCUUCGCGCUGCCAAUAUGGAGCACGAAGAUCAAAUUCAGGAGUUCAAGAAACGAGAUGCACAGGUUAUUGCCGACAUGGAGGCCCAGGUUCACAGGUUGAGAGAAGAACUGAUCAAUGUGAACUCACAGCGGAAACAGCAGCUGGUAGAGCUUGGUCUUCUUCGUGAAGAGGAAAAGCAAAGGGCUACAAGGGAACACGAGAUUGUUGUCAACAAACUGAAGGCUGAAUCAGAAAAGAUGAAAAUAGAGCUGAAAAAGACUCAUGCCGCUGAGACAGAGAUGACACUGGAAAAGGCCAACAGCAGGCUGAAGCAGAUCGAGAAGGAAUACACUCAGAAACUCGCCAAAUCUUCACAGAUCAUAGCAGAACUUCAGACAACCAUUUCCUCUCUGAAAGAGGAGAACAGCCAGCAGCAGCUUGCUGCAGAAAGGCGGCUCCAGGAUGUUAGACAAAAGUUUGAAGAUGAGAAGAAGCAGCUGAUUAGAGAUAAUGACCAAGCAAUCAAGGUUUUACAAGAUGAAUUAGAAAACCGUUCUAAUCAGGUGCGAUGUGCAGAGAAAAAAAUACAACACAAAGAAUUGGAGUCACAGGAACAGAUAACUUACAUACGACAAGAAUAUGAAACAAAAUUGAAAGGGUUGAUGCCAGCAUCCCUAAGACAAGAACUUGAAGACACCAUUUCCUCCCUAAAAUCACAGGUUAAUUUUCUGCAAAAGAGAGCCUCCAUCCUUCAAGAAGAACUGACUACAUACCAAGGCAGAAGGUAACUGCACAAGAGAAUGCAAUGGAUACAAUUUCCAGGCUGCACUGUGGACUUCUUCCAGCAGGUUUGAAGAUUUGGAUAUUGUAAACUGUGAGAUCAGUGGCAUUUUUAAAAUCCUUAAAUGUAAUUAAGAUCAUAAAAACAUGCAUCAUUCAUACGCUAGUGGGGUGGUUUUAUUUGUGUCUGCCUAAGUUAUUUUUUUAACAUUCCUUUGUUUUUGAUUUUCAUAUUUGUGUGCAUUUGAGUAUGUGCUGAGAACUGCUUAUAUUGGGCAAAGAAAUGAUUUCUUAUGAUACGCCUUGUUAAUCCUUUUGCAUAGAAUUUUACUAGUUGCGUACGAUCAAAAUCACGUUUAUAGUAUCAUAUCAAAAAUUCUGACCUGUUUACACUGUUUUCAUGUUCACGUUCAUAUAUUAUUAAAAUAUUAUUUUGUA
Molecule: messenger RNA, 3729 nt
Organism: Piliocolobus tephrosceles (Ugandan red Colobus)
Lineage: Eukaryota; Metazoa; Chordata; Mammalia; Primates; Cercopithecidae
Gene: CEP112
Product: centrosomal protein 112
Exons: 27
Coding region: 429-3299 (956 amino acids)
Source: RefSeq, a predicted model, not a curated record